UAUCACUUUUAGUUCAACUACCAGAAGAAGAUGAAAGUUGUUGGAGUUCUCGCAACUCUUCUGGCAUCUUGCCUCAGCAAAGACAUGUACCUGGGAAAUCAUAAGACCCGGAUAUCCCAGGACAAGGCACAAGAUCAGUUCCUGGAUUGCUAUGAUUAUGCUAAUCAAGGAGGGAACAGACUGAGAGCAAUUGAGUAUAUUCCUCAACUAAGCCAAUACAACUUUAACAAUAUCAUCACCUCCUGCUGUAUUACUGGUAUCUGGAUCAUGUAUGCUGAUGACAACUACAACAAUCAGAACCUUGGAGCUGCUAACUGGUGGGUGUAUGGAGAUAAUUUUUGUACUAAUGUUCCUUCAGGGUUUGAUAACCAGGCUUCCAGUCUUAGAUACACUGGAGCACCUGAUGCCUGGAAAGCGGAUACACUAAAUCUUUACAACAACGAAUUUUUCAUUGGCGGAGAAGAAUAUUUCUACGGCGAUGUUCCUCAACUAAACUAUGACAACCAGGCUAAAUCUCUAAUUGUAACAGGAUGCAGUGGCUGGACCGUAUAUGAUGGACAAAACUACCAAGGUAAUUGCAAAUGUGUUUGGCCGAGUGACACAAACGCAUGUUAUCCAGGAUUUUACUCUACAGAGCAGACCCUGGGCUCACUAAGCAGAUCCAUCAGCAGUGCUAGGAGAGGAUGUUUCUGUUCCAAGAGUGUCCUACCAGACAAUCACGGAGCUAAGACCAGCGAGGGAGGAGCAGCUGGGUUCUUCAAUAAGGGAAACUAAAUGUUAAUAAAUCUCAGUUAAAAUGCAUGCAACUAAACGUGUUUCAUUUUAGAAUAAAUUAUAUCUAAUCAAUA
Molecule: messenger RNA, 848 nt
Organism: Eurytemora carolleeae
Lineage: Eukaryota; Metazoa; Arthropoda; Copepoda; Calanoida; Temoridae
Exons: 1
Coding region: 31-774 (247 amino acids)
Source: RefSeq, a predicted model, not a curated record